AUGUCUGUCCCAAACCCAUCCCCUGUUCUCUUCGCUUCGCCGCUCGUCUCCGCAGAAGCAACAGGCGGAGGCGAGGGAUCCGCGGGUGCGGCUGAUGGCUUCCCUUGGCAGCUCCUUUGCGCCAUCCCUGGCCGCUCCUUUGCGCCAUCCGCUCGCCUCCCUUGUGUCCCUCCCCUUUCCACUCCGCAGAAGCACCAGGCGGAGGCGAGGGACCCGCGGGUGCGGCUGAUGGUGGGCGACCAGGCGAAUGGGACAUUCCUGGAGCAAGUGGUGGCUGAGAUAAAGAGUGCGGUGGGUCUGCUUGACUUCAUAGUGGACGAUGGUGGUCACACCAUGGAUCAGCAUCAGACAUCCCUCAAACACCUCCUACCACUUGUCAAGCCUUGCUUCCCCUGCAAUCCCUCUCUCGUUCUUCUCCUCCUCACUGUCUGCCCAACUUCCGCAUGA
Messenger RNA from Closterium sp. Naga37s-1, 447 nucleotides. The record is from the annotation of a GenBank genome assembly. Lineage: Eukaryota; Viridiplantae; Streptophyta; Zygnematophyceae; Desmidiales; Closteriaceae.